Molecule: messenger RNA, 2729 nt
Organism: Malaya genurostris
Lineage: Eukaryota; Metazoa; Arthropoda; Insecta; Diptera; Culicidae
Product: EF-hand domain-containing family member C2-like
Exons: 6
Coding region: 94-2385 (763 amino acids)
Biological process (GO): regulation of neuron projection development
Cellular component (GO): microtubule
Source: RefSeq, a predicted model, not a curated record
UUUACGUAUGGGUGUCGAAAGAGGAAGUUAAUCAACAAUCAGUCGGCAAUAACUGCCUAACACGUUUUAUUUUUAAGAUAUUUUCCUAUUGAAAUGUUACGCUGUUCUGGACUCCCUUUUCUCCCGGGAAACACAUUUCCUGAUAUCGGCCAGACCAAAUUUCACAAAUCACACCACUUCGACCGAUGGAACCGAAUCUGUAGGUUAGCGGAAAAGAAACGGCCGGGAAUCGGUGGAAAAGUAUACUCGCCAACCGAUGGCCCGGAAUAUUGUCUGCCUUCGUUGUAUCCACCGCGGCAAGGUCCGCUACUGCCCUCGUGGCUAACCUAUGACCGUAAGGUACUGUGUUUCCACGGAUUUUUCCAGGAAACGAUGACGGAAGUCGACCGCAUUCCGUAUCAGAUUCGGAAGGUGAAAAUUCUGUAUUACCUCGAGGAUAACACGAUGCAAGUCAGUGAGCCGCGUACGAUGAAUUCCGGCAUACCGCAAGGUUGCCUAGUUACGCGCCAGCGGAUUCCACGUCCUGCACCGUAUGACGGGGAAUUUACCUCGUUGCUGGAUCUCAACAUUAACCAUACGGUGCAGUUGUUCGAUCGCGUGUACACCAUAACCGGAUGUGAUGAUUUCACGCGAAAAUUCCUCAAUCAAAUGGGUGUUUCCGUGCCCGAUGCGGCAGAGACGCCGAUCGAUCCAAGCACAGAACAACGCAAAAAACAGGACGCCGCCAAAAUGGCCAAGAGACCUGCAUACAAAAUCGACACCUUGGGUAAAUUUCUCGAAUACGAUCGGAAGGUGCUUCGCUUUCAAGCCUUCUGGGAUGACAGAACGAGCCUUUUCGGUGAUCUGCACGAGCUAGAAGUUCUCUAUCGACUGAGUGACGACACGAUAGAAAUCAAAGAGAAGCUACCUCCCAACUCCGGACGAGAUUCGAACGGUAUGUUCCUACACCGUGGCCGACUGCCGAAACGAUUCGAACGACUACCGGUUAUGGGAGAAAGCACGCCAAUCACGGUGCUGAACGUGCUGGGCAAGGGUCUCAAGGGCGGUCGUUAUUUACCCGAUUGCGUUGGGAUUGGUAAGAGUGAAGACAAUUACUACAAGGCUUCGGAUCUCGCGAUCGGACAAACAAUCAACGUGUACGGUAGAAGGGUUACCUUGACGGAUUGUGAUGAAUUUACACGGGAAUAUUAUCGUUCGAAGUAUGGCAUCGAAGAAUUCCAACCGAUCUACGGGUACAGUGUGAGAAAGAAUGAAUUUGUCCAUAGAUUGCGUCACACUCACCAGUUACCACCCUACAACGGAUGGGGAACCCACGAAGACUCGGAGGGAAAUUGUAUUACAGUUGAGCCAUCUCCACCAAAGAUCGAUUUUCGCAAAUUCAUCGUCUACGAUCGCUGCAAUCUUCGCUUUGGGGCACGAAUGGAAUCGAAUAUCAAGGAAAACAACGAUCGAUUCUUUGUCAUUACGUACUACUUAAGUGACAACACGGUAUCGGUUUAUGAACUAAUGAUCCGAAAUUCCGGUUUUCAAGGAGGAGUAUUUAUCAAAAGAGCCAGAAUUUUACUUCCAGAUCAGGACAUUUUUACACCCGACCGACCCAAGUAUUAUCAACCUCAGGAUUUCUAUCUCGGCACAACUGUAAUUCUACAGGAUCACAAAUUUAAAAUCACCAAUGCCGACAUCUACGCUCUAACUUUUAUGGAAGCUUACUGCGAAGAAUUCCCGCUAUCGAAUGUAUCUAAAAUAGUACAGAAAAUUCGAAAUGCUCUACAACCGGUCUAUAAAGACUACGUUGCUAAACACAUGGACAAAGUGGUGCCAAAAACAAUCGACGGAACACCGGUAGCUACUGUUACAUAUGAAGCAUUACGCGACAUGUUGAUUGAACUGCUGGGUGAUGGAAUCGUCGAGCAAGAAAUCGUAUCACUGUGCCGUCAGUUUUGUGCUGAAUCCAAACAGGAAGACACAUGCGACAAGGAACUGGUACGAUCGGCCGUCCACGCGGAAUUAACGCGUCAACUCUGGAAUGAUUUGGAGCGCACUAGAGAGCACCUGUACCAUUUAGAUCCCACCUCAGCUGGGGGUUGGAUGAGUCCCAAACUCGUCGUUGGCACCAUCAAAGCCUGCCGGAUUCCACUGGAUAAUGCUCUUAUUGAGGCGAUGUUGAAAAUCCUAAACCGUAAUGAACGAGGUGAUGUGGAGGUGAAGGAUUUCCUGGCCAUUCUGGAUCCGGUACAGAUUCCUUGCAAACCUCUGCAGCCACUGAAUGUAAAACAUGACGUCUGUUAUUUUACACCUUAUCGAAUCAGUGGAAAUAUCAUCGACUGGGAUAAACUGCUGCGUAGUAUUGAUCUGGAAAGUAAACUAACCGAUCAAACUUCUUGAUUGAGCUCAGAUUAGACGAAAUAAUGAAAUUUGAGAUUUUUUGUAUGCUUUUAAACUAAUGCAAUUAAAUUAUUUCUUUGAAUGCGUGUAUGAUGAUUAGAUAAAAAAGUUUAUACUGUUGAGAAUUACCUUCGUGGCGGGGGAUUUGACCAUCGUAUUCUGGUUCAUUGAUUAGGUUAGACCCCUUCGUUACCGUGAAGACUCGAAAAAAAAAACUUCAAACAGUUUCGUUUCUUUCGGCACGUUAGUACAGACAUGGCUGCCCUUAUUACCGUUCUCACUUCCACUUUCACUUUGACUUCUCUGUCAAAAUCACUUCACUUGAUUUUCCCUAUUAUCGGUUU